GAACUAUCCCUUUAAGUACAUGAAAUUGUUUGCCUACAAUGUAAGGUAAGAGGGGCUCAAAAACAGUAAAGUGGCUCUAAUGUACUGUAAUUUGAGUUCGUAGAUAUCAUGUCCAAAUUUACAGGAGUCCACGAAUGUCUCAGUCACCACCACGUUUUUAUUUUUUACAGGGUGGGGUCUCACGGCUCUUCAAAAUGCCAGAAGCUCAUUGGUGCAUCGUGUCUGAACUUGUUUAUCCUGAGCUUCAAGAUAAUGGAGGCUCUGGUCUAUUUCACCGUGUGUGAUGUGUAAGGGCCUCUCCGCCAUCCAGUCCUCAUGCCUGGAAAAGGCAAAGGGUAUGAAAGUUAAACUGACUCACCUGGCCGAAAAACAAGAGUGGGUUCAUAAACACAGAACUGAAGAAAAGCUGCCACAUGACCUGGAGACUUUGCUUAACAGCAAAAUGGGCAUUCAAGCUUUCCGAUGGUUCCUGCGUUCGGAGUUCAGUGAGGAGAACUUGGAGUUCUGGCUGGCAUGUGAAGACUACAAGAACUCAUCCGGGUCUAAACUGGCAUCCAAAGCCCAGAACAUCUACAACCGGUUCAUCAACCCAGAUGCUCCCCGUGAGGUGAAUCUGGACAGCGAGACCCGUGAAAUGUUAACGGACCUGAUGGAGACACCCACAGCUGAGACCUUUGAUGAAGCUCAGCACCGGAUCUUCACUCUGAUGGCUAAAGAUUCAUUCCCGCGUUUUCUGCGGUCCACUUACACUCAUUAGCCUCUCCAAGCCCUGUGAGACAGAACCUGUCACGAACCUUUCGGGCUAUUGAUGUGCUUCAUUACUUGUAUAAAUUUGCAUCAUCACUUGUAACCUUUUAACUGCAGCCAGGUAGGAUGUAGUUUGGUUUAUGUAAAUGUUUGAUGGAUACUAUUCAUUGUCUUUGCCACAUGAGCACUAUUUUGUCAGUAGUCUCUCACGGGUCCUUUACAUCUUUAAACCAGAUGAUUUAAUAAAAGUAUUCAUUUCAAAAGAGAUGAACGUGUGCCAUAAAAACGAAGUGUUGGUUAUACAAAGAGGCAUUCAUGUCUCACAAUAAAAUCAAGGCUGAACAAAGAAAAGGAAAUAGAGCAGGAGGGGAACUAUGAGUUACAGCUAAUAAACAGCAAGCGCU
Messenger RNA from Misgurnus anguillicaudatus (oriental weatherfish), 1151 nucleotides. Its product is annotated as regulator of G-protein signaling 16. Lineage: Eukaryota; Metazoa; Chordata; Actinopteri; Cypriniformes; Cobitidae. The record is from RefSeq and is a predicted model, not a curated record.